This is a messenger RNA of Entelurus aequoreus (snake pipefish), 1230 nucleotides long. It is a transcript of the gene nup37, whose product is annotated as nucleoporin 37. The transcript has 10 exons. NCBI's taxonomy places the organism in Eukaryota, Metazoa, Chordata, Actinopteri, Syngnathiformes, Syngnathidae. The record is from RefSeq and is a predicted model, not a curated record. Gene Ontology annotation, molecular function: protein binding. The coding region runs from base 159 to 1133 and encodes 324 amino acids. Gene Ontology annotation, cellular component: nuclear pore outer ring.
CGUUACUAAGUAAAUUAAAAAGUUGUAUUAAGUCUUUACUAAACUGCUCCCCCAUGUUUUACCCGCAGUGGUACGUUCACAGCAGGAACCCGGAUGUAGUAGACCGGAAACCCCAACCGCGCUGCUUUUGACUGCAGUAAAGGAGAUUGUGAUUUUAAAUGGGCAGAACCAGGACACUCGGCAUGUCGGACGAUACAAGCCGAGUUCCGAGCUACACGGUACCCUGUGACGACUACGUCCACGUGGUCGAGUUCAGUCCCUUCGCUUCGGGAACGCCCGCUUCUCUGCUGGCCUACGGUGGGAACCAAUAUGUGGUGGUGGGCACCUGCGUCUUCCAGGAGGAGGAUUUGGACGUCGAAGGAGUUAAAUUUAACGUUCUCCGUGCGUUUCAUCACGAAUUGCGAGUGGACGCUCUCGCCUGGAGCCCUGAAUCUCAUCUGGACAGGAUUCCGACCAUCAGAUUUUGCACGGCCGCAGCCGACAGAAGACUCCGCCUGUUGACUUCGGAUCUUCAGGAUCGCCAUGAGGUCAAGGUGAUGGAGGGCCACAGCAGCUACAUUAACCAUUUGGUGUUUGAGCCCUCUGAAGGGAAGCAAAUUGCUUCCGUCAGCGAUGACCACACUUGCAGGGUGUGGGACUUGGACGGAAGUCAGACUGCCACGUUCCGACUUCGCUCUCCUGGCAUUAGCGUUUGCUGGCAUCCAGAGGAAGUCUUCAAGUUGAUGGUGGCAGAGAAGAAAGGCACCAUUCGUUUCUAUGACCUAGUGACCCAGCAGGCCAUCCUGUCUCUGGACUCUGGCCAGUCGCCUCUCACCUCUGCUGACUGGUGCCUCACCAACACCAUCAAAGUGGGCGCUGUGGCAGGCAACGACUGGCUCAUCUGGGACAUAACGCGCUCCAGCUACCCUCAAGAGAAAAGGCCGGCCCACCGAGAUAAAGCACAGCAGUUCAAGUGGUCUCGAGCUAACGAAAACCUUUUCGCCACCACCGGAUGUCCGGGUAAGGUCAACACUCAGCUGCUCAUCCACCAUCUUGGCCACCCACAGGUUGCCGGUGACGAUCGGCUCGGCCACGGUGGGCUCUGGCCUGAGUUGGCACCGCACGCUCCCGCUGUGCGUGAUCGGCGGCGAUAGAAAGCUCUGCUUCUGGAUGACUGAGAUGUAACCACAGGGUAGUGGUGUUGCUUUUGUAAGUGAUUCAAUAAAAUAUGUAUUAUUAGUAUAUGCAUAA